Molecule: messenger RNA, 1746 nt
Organism: Triticum aestivum (bread wheat)
Lineage: Eukaryota; Viridiplantae; Streptophyta; Magnoliopsida; Poales; Poaceae
Product: UPF0481 protein At3g47200
Exons: 4
Coding region: 1-1746 (581 amino acids)
Source: RefSeq, a predicted model, not a curated record
AUGGAGGCAGCCGGCGGCGACAGAAGCAAGAGGACGUGGGUGGUGGACGUGGAGAAGAAGCUCAAGGAAGCCGACAAGACGGCGGAGGUGUCGCGGUGGGAGCCUCACUGCAUCUACCGCGUGCCGCCCUGCAUGACCAACAUCAAGAGCAAGGCGUACCAGCCGCAGGUGGUGUCGCUGGGCCCCUUCCACCACGGCCACCGCGACCUGCGCCACAUGGAGGAGCACAAGCACCGGGCAUUGCGGCAGCUGCUACGGCGCGCGGACCGGCCGCUCGACGACUUCGUGGCUGUCGUGGAUGAGGUCACGGAGGAGCUGGAGGGCGCGUACAUGGACCUUCACAGCGAGGGGCGCAGCCUUGGCAGGGAGCAGUUCCUGGCCAUGAUGAUCUUCGACGGCUGCUUCCUGCUGGAGCUGAUGAGGUGCACGGCCGCCGACGGGAAGCUGGUCGGCGAGUACGCAAACAACGACCCCAUCUUCAGCCCCCACGGGAUACUCAACAUGGUGCCCUACAUUCGGCGAGACAUGCUCAUGCUCGAGAACCAGCUACCUCUACUCCUGCUCCAGAAGCUCGUUGAGGUUGAGAGUGGAAAGCCUCCGAAGAACGACUUCAUCAACCGAAUGGUGCUGAAAUUUCUAGCCCAAUCAUCUAGCCCAUUUCCACCAGGCAUCGGCCUAGGGCUCCACCCACUGGAUGUCUUUCGCCGGAGCAUGCUCACUGGUAAGUGCCAUCAAAUCUGGAGCCCCCAGGACAUUGAGGAGGACAACGCCAUCAUCCGGUCAGCACUGAAGCUCUACCAAGCCGGGAUUCAGUUCAAGCCGAGCAAGACGUUGAGCCUGCACGACAUCCAGUUUCGGAGCGGCAUGCUGAGCAUGCCGACAGUGUCGGUGGACGACUCCACCGAGUACAUGUUCCUCAACGUGAUGGCGUUCGAGCGGCUGCACGUCGGCGCAGGCAACGACGUGACCGACUACGUAUUCUUCAUGAACAGCAUCAUCGACUCCGCCAAGGACGUGGAGCUGCUGAGAUCCAAGGGUAUCAUCCACAACGCCAUCGGCAGCGACCAGGCUGUGGCCAAGCUGUUCAACACCAUUUCCAGGGAUGUGAUGCUCGAUCCCAACAGCGAGCUCGACGCAGUGCAGCGGCAGGUGAACGGCUACUUGCGGAAGCCGUGGAACAUUAGGCGCGCUAGCCUCAUCCACACAUACUUCAGGAGCCCAUGGGCGUUUCUCUCCCUCGCCGCCGCCAUCUUACUCCUCGGCAUGACCGUCAUGCAGACCAUCUACACAGUGCUGCAGUUCUACAGGGGUGGCGGGGCUGGCAGCAAUGGUGGCUCGGGAGGUUCAGGUGGUUAUGCGGCCUCCAUGGUCGGGUCUUCGGCGGUCAGGCGCGUCGUUCAAACGGCCGCCUCAGCGAUCGCUUUCGCCCAUUCUGCCAAGGCCGGAGAGUCGAGCUCCAGCCACCAAGGGUGCCAAACCUGCAAAGAAGAGGAAACUGGACGUGGCACCGGCGCGGAGAAGCGCGAGGAUUGCGAAGCAUGCGACCACCGGCAGCAGCAAGUCCUCAUACGCAAGUUGUGUCUUGCGCAUGAGGGGGAGGUGAUCUCUGAGGAAGCCCUUAGGAUGUACGUCGACUUGUUCUCCCGCCCUCUCUCGGAUGCUCACAUUGCCGCUGUGUUGGUGUUGUUUGGUUGGGAGUCGCCGGCAUCGCCGCUUAUGGAGGAGGCAGCGGAGGCUGCAGUGUAG